AUGCCAGCUUUAUUGCCAUCAGUCAUUCAUAGUGCAGCUGCCUCUCAUAAUCGUACCCUAGUAGGAUGGGUGAGCUCUUCAAUAGACCGCGGCACCAUCGACAUCCUUUGGUCUUGUUCUAUAACCAUUCUGCUCUGCUGCUGGGUUGCAACUCAUCCAAAUGCCGCGGCACCUACAGAUAAAUGGUAUCAUCGAUUCAUAGACAAGUUCAAUCUCGCAAUGAUCGGCCUCCUUGGACCCGACUUCCUCUUUGGCAUCGCAUUAGGACAAUUCUCGAGUGCCCGGAGAUGUGUUAGGUUGUUCAAGAGAGACGCCCAUUUACUGAAUGGGAAUCAACUAACGUAUCGAUAUGCAUUCUUUUUGAACAUGGGUGGUCUGCACUUGACCAGUCCGGAUUUCCCUAGCGGCUUUCCCAUUACCGGUCACCAACUUCAUUAUCUUGUGAAGCAUGACCACGUCGAUUUCCCCAACCUGAAGGCCAUGGCAAUCGACGAAAGGAAUACUACCGAUACGCUCUCGAGACUCGUCACGGUCUGGCAGGUUCUCUGGUUCUCUGUCGCAGAGAUUCAACGAGUCCGUGAUGGCCUUCCGACCACUACCCUCGAGCUUACGGCCUUGUCCUUCGUCGUAGUCAUGAUAGCAACCUCGGUGUGCUGGUUCCGAAAACCGUCAAUCACAAUUCCGCAAACAAUUCCUACCAAGGGUGGCAAGCUUGUAUAUAACAUUCGUGCUAACGCGAAGGAGCAAACACAUCCAGAUCUCAAACUAGAGAUUUGGUAUCGGACUCCACUGGAUUUCAUUCGGGACGAUCGAUGGGGUAUUGACACACAUUGGUCUUACUACACAAGGAUUUCGCACAUCAUCCACGUCAGAAUGGUAUCGCGCCCCGUGAAGACUCGUCCGUGGAAUCGACUCCCAUCGGAUCAAUGGCUACCGCCUGAUCAGGUCCUGAUACCUUUCGGGUCAUUAAUCCUCCUCUUAUUCAGCUCGUCGUUCCUGAUUGCAUGGAACUUUUACUUUCCCACGAAAACUGAACAGUGGCUGUGGAGAGGGUUCGCGAUAUACCAUUCAGUGUUUGUGGUCUAUGGAGGCGUGUAUUACCUUAUUGAGGCGAUUCGUUGGAAUAAGAGAAAACCCAAGGACAGUGCCGAGGGGACCUCUGGAGUGUCUACCAUUCCACAUGGCGACACUGCGCAAGACUUGAUACGCCCAUCGACAAGCGAGCGUAACGUCAGUCCAGCCCAACAACAACCUACAUGCAACCAAACGAAUCCUAUUGCAGGCAGCCAUUGGCAGAGGUGGUACUGGAUCACACAGCAGAGGAUUGUCUCGUUGAGGAAUAUCUCCGCUGACAAAGACCCUGAUAUGGUAAUGCCGCUUCGCGUCAUCGUACCUGUCACGGUGACCUGUGUGUUAUACAUUAUUGCUAGGGGAUUCUUAUACAUUGAGGACUUCAUAUCUUUGCGCCUUCAGCCGGCUAAUACCUAUGAAUCGGUGAACAAAUUCCUACCAUUUAUCGGGGAUGGGUAGUAACCUAGACUAAAUCGAAGUUAACCUUAUAAGUAGGAUAAGUAGGAGAUAUUAAAACGUUCUAAAGCCCUUAAGAUUCAUUACUCAUUUGAAGUUUAUCUCAGUUCAAGUCUGAAAACGUUCAGAACCGACACCCAA
Messenger RNA from Xylaria bambusicola, 1668 nucleotides. RefSeq lists its product as uncharacterized. Lineage: Eukaryota; Fungi; Ascomycota; Sordariomycetes; Xylariales; Xylariaceae. The record is from RefSeq and is a predicted model, not a curated record. The transcript is spliced from 3 exons. The coding region runs from base 1 to 1530 and encodes 509 amino acids.